AUGGAUAACGACGAUACGAACUCCAAGGUCCCUCUCCUUGAGGACAUUGAGACUCCCCUCGAGGUCUCCGCAGAGUCCGUCUACCCAGUCAAGAACAAGAACAAGGAAUGCCGCUGGAAGAACUGGAAGAAUUGCAAACAUGGCAAAUGCAAGAAGGCACGCUGUGUCAAGAAGUGCCUCAAGGUCAUCUGCAAGGUAGCCUUGGUCGGAUUCCUCCUCUUUGGCGCCGUUGCUUCCAUUGCUGGAUACCGCUGGUACCGCUUUGUCUCCCAUCAAGUCCAACAGUGGACUGUAACGGAACCCAAUGCACUCCCCGUGCAAGAUGUUCCAUUGGAAGAGUUGGCCUUGCUUGAGGAUAGCGCUCGCUUCUUUUGGGAUUCAAUCCAAUAUGGAAAGGUACCCGAGGACUUUGUUCUCACAGCAAAAGAUCUCAAUGGCUUCUUUGCGUCUGAAGAACGUCUUCGUGGAAAUGCCUUUGCGGAAAUGAAGGCAAACGAAUACCAAGUGUCUCUCAGCAUUCCCACGGAUGGUUUGCCAGGUGGUAAGGGACGAUACUUUGUCGCUACCAAGACCCUCAAUUGGGACCCCGAGAACCAAGAGUUGAAGGUCAAGAUCCAACCUAUGGACGAGUCCAUGGGUACCAUGGCCGAAGCUGUAUUGAAGCUCACCACCAUGGAAGAUGGCAAGACUCUAAACUUGCAAGUUCUUUCUGGUCAAGGACUUGGCCACAUUAUUCCUCAAAAAUUCAUUGAUGAGCAAUACAACCUUUUGGAGGACUUGUACAACUGCGACUGUCAUGAUCAUGAAUGCAAGCAAGCUCGCAAGUUCUUGGAAGGAUUGGCCGGAGUUGCCAUGGAGGACGGUCAGGUUGUUGUCCAUGCGGAUCCUGAACCCAAGGAAGCCACCUACUACAAGGAACAUGAAGGACACAGCUGGCAUCAUGGACACCACGGGCAUCGUCAUCAUGGCAAACAUGGAAAGCAUGGACAUCGCCAUGGAGAUCACCACCACGGAGGAGAUCAUGGCCACCACCACGGAGGACGCCGUCAUUUGCGUGCCAAGAUUGGUGGACACCGUCACUUGAAGGCUUUGCACAUGUUGCGCAAGCUCAUGGCCUAA
This is a messenger RNA of Cylindrotheca closterium, 1119 nucleotides long. The record is from the annotation of a GenBank genome assembly. Lineage: Eukaryota; Bacillariophyta; Bacillariophyceae; Bacillariales; Bacillariaceae.